AGAAGAGAAGAGUCAGAUCCCAGGACAGCUGCGCAGCUGGCCCCUGAGCAUGUGCAGACGUGAUGACAUCAGUUCCACCAAGAAAGUCUUGGUGGAAAUCGAAGAAGACAGUAAAAGUUAUAAGAUCAUACCCAACCUUCCCUUCCUUGAAUACCUGGGAAAAAUUCAGGGGCCUCUUGCCUGUGGAUGUGGAGCCAAACCCUGGAGUGGACCUGGGUGUGGAGGAAGGACUACUCUGCCAGAUGGUUCAUUCUCCAGAAUUCAACCUGUUUCCCAACUCUGUAGUGUUUGAAAGUAACUUUGUCCAGGUCAAAAGGGGCAGAAACUGGAUAGAAAUCUACAAAGCAACCAAAACAAUGGCCCUUGGGGUGACUGCCUCUGUGCCCUGCCUACCCCUUCCAAACAUCCUCCUUAUGGCUAGAGUCAAAUGGCAUCAGGGGCAGAGCCAGACAUGGAACAGACCAUCCGCAGCCCCAAGCAUCAUCCUGAAGAGGAUUCUUCCUUUGAAGUUUGUGGAGCUCCAGAUCUGUGACCACCAUGACCGCAUCCUGCAGUUGAGGACAGUCACUGAGAAGAUUUACUACCUAAAGCUCCACCCUGAUCAUCCUGAGACUGUCUUCCAGCUCUGGAUGCGCCUGGUUCAAAUUUUGCAGAAGGGUCUGUCCAUCACCACUAAAGACCCUACCAUCCUCGUCACUCACUGCCUGGUACCCAAGUGCCUCCACAGCCCAGGUGGAAAGUCUGAGUUAGUGCUGAAGAAACCUCAAGGCCCCCAGCCCAGUGAGAGCCUCAUGCAGCUGGUGGUCAAGGGGGAGAGUGAGGCCCUCUCACAGAUUUUUGCCGACUUGCAUCAGCAGAACCAGUUCAGAAGAAGCAAAAAGAUGGAGAUCAACAAGUCCAGCUCAGAGAAAGCUACUCCCCCUGAAGACAGUAUCCCUUGCACCUGCGAUCUCAGCUGGAGGGAUGAGCUCACUUAUGGAGAGUGGGAAAGAGAGAAUCCCUCCGGGCCACAGCCUCUCUCACUCCUCGGUACUCUGGCUGCCUCCAGCAGGCCACAACUGUCCCUACACAGAGACCUCUGUGCUGGAUAG
Messenger RNA from Nannospalax galili (Upper Galilee mountains blind mole rat), 1091 nucleotides. It is a transcript of the gene Garin1b, whose product is annotated as family with sequence similarity 71 member F1. The record is from RefSeq and is a predicted model, not a curated record. Gene Ontology annotation, cellular component: nucleus. Bases 63 to 1091 code for a protein of 342 amino acids. Lineage: Eukaryota; Metazoa; Chordata; Mammalia; Rodentia; Spalacidae. The transcript is spliced from 7 exons.